CUGGGAUCAGCGGCGGAGAGUGAGUGAGUGAGUGAAUGCGCAGGAUGCUGAGCUGAACAGCUGAUUCUGUGCAUUUAACCAGUAUGGACAGCUCUGUUCCGCAAACCUAGCAUCUAUCGCAGUAUAUAAAAGGGAGGCAUUUUCACUGAAGGCUACGAAAGAAAACGCACCAGCCUCACAAUGGAGCGUCUUCUUCAUUCACCUGGCCGGACACGGGAUGAGCACCGGUACCAAACACCGCGUCCUUCAUCACAACUCCUCUCAAGGUCUGCCUUCAGCUUCGGGUCUCCAGUUCCGCUCAGAGGUAAUGAAACCCUUAGCGAAUUCGCCGCGAAACCGGCCGACAGCUUCGAUUACUCAAGCAAAUAUGCAGGUGCGAUGAAUCUGAGGAAAAUCAGUGAGAAAGAAUUACUGCAGGGGCUCAACGAUCGCUUCGCGGGGUUCAUCGAGAAGGUUCACCACCUAGAGAACCAAAACAGAGCGCUGGAGAAAGAGAUUGAAGCCAUUAGACUCAGAGCCAAAUCAUCAACCUCUCUGUCCAAAGAGUAUGAGUCUGAACUCAGCAGUCUGAGGGAGCAAGUUCACGAGAUGGGCCUUCAAAAGCACCAGAUUGAGAUCAACCGCCAGAACCUGGAGGACGAGUUCAACACAUUGAGAGAAAAGUACGAGAGGGAGACUCGUGGUCGUGUUGAUGCUGAGGAUGGCAUUUCAGUUCUGAAGAAAUGCAUUAAUGAUGCCUACCUUGCCAAACAAGAGAUGGACAGAAAAGCCAGAGCUCUACAGGAAGAGAUCGGGUUCCUGAAGAAAAACCAUGAAAGUGAGGUAGCUGAAAUGAUGGCACAAAUCGAAGAGGGUCAUGUGACUGCAGAAAUAAGUGAUUUUAGCAGAAGCGAUGUCACUGCAGCUCUGAGAGGCAUCAGGAUGCAACUUGAAGGUCACUCUGGCUCUGACACCCGAUAUGCUGAGGAGCGCUUUCGAGCACAGUUCGCCAGACUGACCAAAGCUGCUGAGGUCAACAGGGAAGCGCUCAUGGCCACUAAAGCGGAGAUUAAUGAACACAGGAGACAGCUCCAGUCCAAGAACAUUGAGCUCGACUCCAUGAAAGGGGUGAGAGAAGGACUGGAGAGGCAGCUGUAUGACCUCGAGCAAAGGCACAAUGCUGAAAUCCAUCACUAUCAGGACACAAUCAGAGAGUUGGAAUUUGAGCUGAAAAACGCUAAAUAUGAUAUGAGCAGUCAUCUGAGGGAGUACCAGGACCUUCUCAACGUCAAAAUGGCACUGGAUGCUGAAAUCUACUCCUACAGGAAACUCUUGGAGGGUGAAGAGUCAAGGUACUCUAUAAUCUCAGAUGCACAUAAUUCAGUACCAUACAUUUACAGACAGUCACCCAUCUAUACUCUCCCUUGUGUCAAAAGGCAGGGGGGAGCACCCCGAAAGGCAGAGCCUCAGUACAAAUUUGUUGAAGAGAUUAUUACAGAAACAACCAGAGAAGACGUGGAAAUCUCGGACACUGGCUCUGAAAAGAGUGGAGAGGGCAGAGUGGAUGACAAACCAGAUGAGGAAAGUAGUGAGAAAGAUGCUGAAACUGAACAAGAGGCAGAAGAUCCCGAAGAACCUGCUGUGGUGAAUGGCACUGAAGAAGCAGAGACCGAAAAUGAAGACAAACCAAGUGAUGAAAAAGAGGAUGAGCCAGUUGAGGAAAGUCCUAAGGGACAAAAAGAUGCUGACUCUGAACCAACGCGAGAAUCAAUGCCUACAGAAACAGACAUUGAUGAAGUAGGUAAAGAUGAGGAAACAGGAACAAAAGGCACUGAGCACAAAGACCAGAAGGUGGACACAAAGGGAAAAGAAGCACCUGAAGAAGAAGAUGUGAAAAAGACAGAUGAACCAAUUAAAGAAAAAGAGCUCCCCAAAACUGAAGAGCGAGAAAUGCCUGAGAAAUCUGAAGACAAACCAUCUCUGGAGCAUAAAACAUUAGUGAACACUAAGCCCAAUGGAGAGACUGAAGUUACUUCUCCAAAAACCGAAGUUGCCAAAAUCUCUUCUCAAGAUUCUGCAACUGCAAAAUCACCAGAAAAAGAGAAAGAAACAUCCCCAGUGCAACCUGUAGAGAAAGAUACUCCCAAACCUGACAAACAUGACCUUGAUAAACUGACUACCGAAGAAAAGACUUCUGCAAAAAUAGCAGUAGUGGAGGAAAAAUCUGAAAAAGACCUAGAGGAUAAUAACAAACAGCCAGAGAAACCUGUGGAGAAAAAAGAGACUGAAUCAAAGGAGCAAAAAUCUGAGGAGUCCACAAAAGAUAGCAAAGCUGCUAAAGUGAUAGAUGAUGUGAAAACAGAAAAAGAUGACGGUAUUAAGUCUAACAAAGCAGAAAAGGAAAAGGUAGAAGAACAGUCAAAGAAACAGGAGGACAGCAAAACCGAUGGCAAUGUAGAGACUGUGCCAAUUGAAACUACCAAGGAAAAAGAAACAGAAAAGAAGCAAGAAGACAUUCCCAAAGAAAAGUCUAAGACAGAGAAGGAUGACAAAAGUGACAGUGCAGGCAAUGCCAAUACUGAAAAAGAUGAUCGUGCCGCACCUAAAGAAACUGAAAAGACACAGCAGGACCUUCCCAAGGUUGCGGAGGGAAAAUCACAACCUGAAAAGUUGCAGGAGAAACAGGAAGACAGCAAAAGUGACUAUGUAAAAGCAGAACUUGCUAAACCUAAAGAAACAGAAAAGACACAAGAAGACCUUCCUAAAGCCGCUGAAGAGAAGACACAACCUGAAAAGUCUCAGACACAGGAGAACAGCAAAAGCGACAGUGCAGGCAGCACCAAAACCAAAAAGCUUGAAAGUGAUGCAACUAGAGAAACUGGAAAGACACAAGAAGACCUUCCUAAAGCCGCUGAAGAGAAGACACAACCUGAAAAAUCUCAGACACAGGAGAACAGCAAAAGUGACAGUGCAGGCAGCGCCAAAACCAAAAAGCUUGAAAGUGAUGCGACUAAAGAAACUGGAAAGACACAAGAAAACCUUCCUAAAGUCACAGAAGAGAAAUCUCAACCUGAAAAGCCACAGAAACAGGAAAACAACAAAAGUGACGCUGUAAAACCAGAGAAUAUUGAACAUCCUAAACCUACGGAAACAAAGGACAAUUCCAAAGGCAUGGAACCAAAAUUGGAAGAGGUAAAGUCAGAGAUAAAGGAUGAUGCUAAAAGUGACAGUGUGGACAUCAACAAAACAGAAACUACUAAACCAGCAAUACCUAAAGAGACUGAGGAGAAGCGAAAAAAGGAGGACAGUGAAAGUGUUAGCGCUGCCGAAAGUGUGAAAACGAGCAAAGAUGAAGCUAAAACAAAGGAAAAAGCGGUUGAUGAGACGCAGAGUACUCAAUCUCCCAAAACCCAAGAACCGUCAUCUGAAGCAAAGCCUGAACAAAAGGACACUAACGAAGGCAAAGGGAAGAUGCCUGAAAAAGCCGAAGAGGUGAAUACUGUGACGACCAAAGGCAGCAAAGAUGUUAAGGGUGAAGACACUGUCCCAAAAGACAAAGCAGGUGAAGUGAAGGCUCCAGCAGCAACCAAAACAGAAGACAAAACUGUGGAGAAGUCAGAUCAAGUCAAAGGGACCGAGAAGACAGACAGCGUAGACACCAAAGCUUCUUAAACCUUCUUAUGUAGUAUCGAAUAUAAAUAGCAGAACAUUGUUAAGAAAAGACAGUAAGCAGCCUUGAUGAAUGUAACAUAAAUGACACGCAUGAAUCGUAUAAAUGCUUUCUCAAAAGUCUUACGUUUCCGAUGCAGAUGCAUGCGUACACUGUGAUCUAGGUGUACAUAAAGAAUGUAUAAGAUUUUAUUUUGCUACAUCCCUUGCUCCAAAAAGCCAUAUGAAUGUAUGACUGUAGUGCUUUACAGUAUCUGAAUAAAUAUUGCAGCAUAUCAGUG
Molecule: messenger RNA, 3929 nt
Organism: Danio rerio (zebrafish)
Lineage: Eukaryota; Metazoa; Chordata; Actinopteri; Cypriniformes; Danionidae
Source: RefSeq, a predicted model, not a curated record